Molecule: messenger RNA, 3547 nt
Organism: Danio aesculapii
Lineage: Eukaryota; Metazoa; Chordata; Actinopteri; Cypriniformes; Danionidae
Exons: 5
Coding region: 27-797 (256 amino acids)
Biological process (GO): generation of catalytic spliceosome for second transesterification step
Source: RefSeq, a predicted model, not a curated record
GCCCUGUUGACGGAAACGCUGCAGGAAUGGCGAGAAAUGAAGAGAAACAGCUGGGAAAACUCAACCGCCUGUGGCUGCAGAAAGAGAGAGACGAGGGUCGAAUCAAAGAUGUCCACGAGCCAAGACCAAAGCUUGCAACGUUAAAUUCAGCGGCAGCCGUGAAGAAGUGGAUACCGAGCAUCAAGAAGGAGAUCGAGUACUAUCUGCAGCAGUCGCAGUUAUCUCACUACCCAGAGAGGAAGAUAGAGGAGUUCCGGCUGCAUAUUGAAGAACUCGAGAGAGAAUUCAAACGCUACGUGAAGAAACUGCGCUCUCUAGAUCCUGCCAGCAAACACAAGCCCUGGGAGCCUCGAGCUUAUACCAAGAGGAGACGGGAGACUGUCAGCGGAUCAAACACAUCUAAGAAAACAUGCCUUGACAAGCUUGUCAGAGAAGAGGAAGUUAAUGAGGACACGAACCCAGAAGAAAACCACACACUUCUGACUAACGUCCAACAGCUUUGCGCACCGUCGGCCUCUGAACCACCAGACCAGGAUGCCCCGCUGUGUUUCGAUCAGUCCCGGCUGGCGGUGGCCGUGGCCAGUUCUCGUGUGGCUUUGGCAGGGCAGCAACAGGACACAGGUACACUGACUCGAGUGCUGUUCUGCGGCCUGCCAAAUCUCCACAGCCUCCCGCUCGCACAGACUGCAGCACAGGAGAGAACACUGAAGCCUUCAGAUGCUGAAACACAACAGAGAAAAACAAGACAUUUGCUGGGACUCGACUGCUACUCGUCAUCCUCAGAGGAGGAGAUAUAAUGGACUCAAAUGCAUUUUUAUUUUAGUUUUUGUUAUGUUUUAAUAAUGCAGAGAUAUUAAAAGGGAUAGUUCAACCAAAAAUAAACACCAUAUCAUCAUGUACUCUCAUUUCAUUUGUAGGGGAAUUGACAGUUAAGGCUGAUUUAUACUUUUGCUUGGCGCCGCGUCGCACGCGCACCUUAGGACGAGGGUGAGACUUUUAUACUUGACGCGUUUGCCAUUGUGAUAAUCUUUAAAACGACAGGGGGCGGUCAAAAGAAACCCAACGUAAAAUCAGACGGAUAAACACAAGUAGAAAGUUUCCGGAACUAUGUCAUAUUAUUAAUAUCAUUGAAUAUUUUGAAACAAAUUAUUUUUAUAAAUUUAUAAAAUAUAGAUUUUUAUAACCAUUAAAGUUUUUUUUUUUAUCAAACUUUGAUGCAUCACUUGCUUUUAUUCAAAUAUCGGACAGUUUUACAUAUUAAAGUUUAUUAGAAUAUUAAUGACAAGAGAACAUGGGUUGCUCUACAAAAAUAUUUUUAUUAUGGCAAGAAUAAAAUUAGGAAAGUACACUAACUAAAAAUACCGAUGAUUUUUAGAUUUAGCUCGCUCCACAAUUCACACAAUACUGUCUGGCUAGUUUCUGUCUUCUUCUUAUGCUAAAAAGGCAAUAACAGUCCAACAUUCCUGACCAUUAUCACCAAUAAAGUCUAGAAAAACAGGGCAUCAGAACAUUGUAAACUGAUAGGUUCAAAUAUUCCUUUCCAGUUAUCAAAUAAUUUGUUCCUUAAUUAUAGUUUUGUAACUAUUAAAUUGUUCUAAAGUCAAAAUUGUAAUAUAUAUACGUCAGUGUAAAAUCUAUAAAUGAUGGAAAAACAUAUUUCUGUAAUUGUGUACCUGGGUCUCCACUUUUGCCAUGGCCGCUUUUGGCUUUAACAAACCUAUCCUUUGGGUUUUUCCAAACUUUUUAACAAAAACUUUUUGUUAAACUCUACACUUAAGUUUUAAAAAAUUUUGUGCCUCCCGCUAGCCAUCACAUUCACUGCGCACACUCAAGCAAACUUCCAAACACGUCGAGUGUAAACCAGGUUUUAGACCUUAGGACCUGGGUUCUUGUUUAUAAACGUGGUGUACGCACAAAAUGGGCAGAAUGCCACUUCCCAUGCUAAAGGCGUGAUCUAUAAAAAACAUGACGGGAGAAUGUGUGCAGCUGUACACAAAAUGCAGGGAUCCACACAAUUCAUGUUUUCCCAAAACAAAUCCGAUUAAAAUAACAAAUUUGUCGAUUGAACAUAAAACAUUUAAGUUAUCCCAAAAAAGUGUUGUUUCGGCUCUUUUUAUAUUAGUUCGAACAAGCUUUAAUAUUGACUUAAUUGAAUCACUUUAGGGGCCGAUCACAACAAAUCUUUUGAUUGGUUUACUAAUGCUCCGAGCAUUUUGCACACUGCUUUUCACGUUUUAACCGCCUGCUGCACCUUGCAUUUCUGCCAUUGCAUGCUGUGCACUUGCAGUAGAAAAAAGUGAACUCUGAGCGGAAAAAGCGCAUUACAUCAGUUGUGUCUUUUUCAUUCUCAAUCAAAUGAAAGCAGAGGCGGGGUUUCCGUUGAGGUGACAGCAGUGUUUGUGUUAUCUGGUGCUGUAUGACUCACAAAUCUUAAAUUUCACAAUAUUAUUAAAUAUUUAAAUUAUACCAAUAUCAACAGCAACACUCACGCACAAUACGCAGCUGAUUCAGUCGUUGCCUAGCAACAUAAAAAGCGCAUUGCACUUCUUUUUUUCUUGCUAACAAAAAAGGCGGUGAGGUGCGCCUCACAUUUCUACAAUGGAAAAUCGCUUUUGCUGUGAAUGACCCCUACCUUAUAAUAUGAGCCAUGAUCAUUAAGAAAGGAAAUGUAUUCAUGUGUACAUUCACUUUUACAGUAGGAAUGUUUCUCCGCAAAUUUUAUAAAUCAAACCCCAGAGCCUUAACAUGGGGUAAAAUCUAGAUGAGAUACAGCUGUGGAUAUGAACAUCAAUAUAGCAUAGUUUUUGUAACACUGUAUAACAAUAAUUAUUAUUUUAAAGUACUGUGCCGUUGGGGUGGGAGUAGGCCUUAAUAAAAUAAAAUGUAUUGGGUAAUUUAAUAAAUAACAGAAAUAAUACUCAAUAUAAUUGCAGUUUUUACAUGACUGUGACAGUUGCGGUAGGGGGUAGACGUUAAUAAAAUACAAUAAAUGGAAAAGUUAAUAAAUAAUACAAACAAUUCUCGUUAACUGCCAGCCGCAACAGUAUCUGAUCUAGUAACAACCCUAACACAGAGCAUCAGCGUCAAGGCCUCCCAUUCACUUUGAAUAAUGGACAUCAAGCAUUGCCGAACGGAAUUGUCUAUCCUUCGGUGUUGCUUCAGUGGUGUUGCUAGUCGCAGAAGUUGGGAAGUUCUCAAGUUUCAAGCACCAACGGAAGCGUCAGCCAAUCAGAUGGCUUUAUGAAAAUACCACAGCUCAGACAGUAGCCGAUUGCAGACUAAUUUCAUUGGCUGAUGCUGCUAUGAUGAUCACGGUAGCCCUAACUUCAGACACGCCCUUCGUCAAGUGUUGAUGCUGAAGCCCCAUGUGAAUCGGGCUUAAUUUGUCUAUUUUCUACCUAUCUUUUUGUAUGUAUGAAUGAAAUUUAGAAUGUGCCUAGUGAAAGAAAAUCCAUACUUUUCAGAGGUACGCACAUGAGUCAGCUUCAAAAACAAAGUUCUUUUUUGGUCUUUGUUUGAGGGCAUAAAUAAAAUUUGAAAAGGCUUA